Messenger RNA from Nerophis lumbriciformis (worm pipefish), 1035 nucleotides. Its product is annotated as lysozyme g-like. Gene Ontology annotation, molecular function: lysozyme activity. The record is from RefSeq and is a predicted model, not a curated record. Gene Ontology annotation, biological process: defense response to Gram-positive bacterium; peptidoglycan catabolic process. NCBI's taxonomy places the organism in Eukaryota, Metazoa, Chordata, Actinopteri, Syngnathiformes, Syngnathidae. Gene Ontology annotation, cellular component: extracellular region.
AGGCUGACUGGCGUGAAGACACACUGAACACCAACGAGACACCAUCAAGCACAGAUGUCCUGUAUUUGAACCUGACAUCUAAUUGGUCCUUCGAGCCGGAUUCCAACACGUCUGACGAUUCCAGCAUGAGUGAGUGAAACCAGAGGACCAUGGCAACCAAAUCCUGAUUGAGGAACUGCUUUUUCUUCAUUUCGGGCUGGAAUUGAAAGACUGACGGAAAAUCCGAGGACAACAGGAAGGAAGGGUAGAGAGCAAUGUCCUGUAUUUGAACCUGACACCAGCCAUCAACCUCACCGCACAUCACUGCAGUCAAGGCUAUACAAACUGCACCCGGUUGUUUCCUGCUAGAGGUGGGCAAGACUACAAAGGACAAUGUCUCACAGUGCUCUUGUUGGGGCUCAAACAACUGGUGCAGGAUCAGAUACAUCUCGGCAGGACAACAAAGGUCUCAGAGGUGUGGCGGCGUCUCACGACAUGGCACGAACAGAUCUGGGCAGAAUGAACCACUACAAGUCCAUCAUUAUCCACGUGGGAAAUGCAAAUAGAGUUGAUCCUGCCAUCAUUGCUGGCAUCAUCUCCAGAGAAUCCAGGGCUGGGAAAGCACUGGACUGGAAUGGCUGUGGAGACCAUGGCAACGCCUUCGGCCUCAUGCAGGUUGAUAAGCGGUAUCACACACCUAACGGUGGAUGGAACAGUAAGACACAUCUGUUUCAUGCCACAGAUAUCUUGACUGGGUUUAUAGAAGACAUCAGAAGUAAGUUUCCUGGAGGGACUGCAUCGGAGCAACUCAAAGGUGGGCUAGCCGCCUACAACCAAGGGACUGGAGCUGUCCACUCUUUGAGCGAUGUUGAUGCUAACACCACUGGUAGGGACUAUUCCAAUGACGUCAUUGCCAGAGCUCAGUGGUACAGCAAAUAUGGAGGCUUUUAGGAGUGAGAAGAAUGAAGAAAGAACGGAGGCGGUGUAGUUUUAUGCUCUGAGUAAUUCCUCUCCAAACUAUAAUGAAAAAACAAUAAAAUUCAGCGGUUGACUUUG